CCGUUUUACGUAACGAAAAAUUUUGGUCGCGUGUGUAUUUAUCAAAAUAUAAAUACAUGUUCAAUUGAAUAGAAUGAAAACUUGUGCAAUUCACUGGUUUCGGAAAGGAUUGAGGCUGCAUGAUAAUCCAGCACUUCAGGCAGCGUGCAAAGUUGCUGACGACGUGAAGCCAGUAUUUAUAUUGGACCCUUGGUUUGCCAACAAUGCUAAUGUAGGCGUAAAUAGGUGGAGGUUCCUCUUGCAGACGUUACAAAACUUAGAUGAAAACUUGAAAAAAAUAAAUUCACGAUUAUACAUUAUAAAAGGAAAGCCGGCAGAUGUAUUUCCAAAGUUAUUUAAAAAUUGGGGAGUGAGCCAUCUGACUUUUGAAGAAGACAUAGAACCUUAUGCUUUAACGAGAGAUUCUGAGAUUAAGAAGUUAGCAGAUGAACAUAAUGUAAAGGUGACAUCUUGUGUCUCCCACACAUUAUUUGAUCCACAAAGAAUAAUCUCAAAGAAUGGUGGCAAGGCUCCCCUAACAUACCAGCGUCUUCAGACUGUGUUGUCAAGCCUUGGUUCUCCCCCCAAACCAGUAGACAGCCCAUCAGAAUGUAAGACAAAGACGGAAUCAGACCAUGACAAGAAAUACGGAGUUCCCUCCCUGGAGGAUUUGGGGAAAUCAGAGAAAGAAUGUGGUCCCCUUCUGUUUCCGGGAGGAGAAACAGAGGCCCUGAGGAGACUGGAGAGCAUGAUGGGAAAAAAGAACUGGGUUUGCACAUUUGAGAAACCUAAGACUGCCCCCAACAGUCUGGAACCCAGUACAACAGUACUCAGUCCUUACCUGAAGUUUGGCUGUCUCUCUCCCAGAAUGUUCUACUACAAGCUACAGGAGGUCUAUGAUAAAGCCAAGCAUACCUCACCCCCUGUAUCCCUGCUGGGUCAGCUGUUAUGGAGGGAGUUCUACUACUGUGUAGCAGUAGACACACCCAACUUUGACAAAAUGGAGGGGAACCCAGUGUGUAAACAAAUUCCUUGGGACACCAAUGAGAGUUAUCUGAAGGCUUGGAAAGAGGGUCGUACUGGAUACCCCUUCAUUGACGCAGUGAUGACCCAGUUGCGACAGGAGGGGUGGAUCCAUCACCUGGCCCGACAUUCUGUGGCCUGUUUCCUGACCAGGGGAGACCUGUGGAUCAACUGGGAGGAAGGCAUGAAGGUGUUUGAGGAGUAUCUGUUAGAUGCAGACUGGAGCCUGAAUGCAGGGAACUGGAUGUGGCUGUCUGCCUCGGCCUUCUUCCAUCAAUACUUUAGAGUUUACAGUCCAAUUGAGUUUGGAAAGAAGACAGAUAAGGAUGGGGACUACAUCAGGAAAUAUGUUCCGCAGCUCAGUAAGUACCCAACAGCAUACAUUUAUGAGCCAUGGAAGGCACCGCUUAAAGUUCAAGAAAAGGCUGGUUGUAUUGUUGGGAAAGACUACCCCAAGCCUAUAGUAGAACAUGAUAAAAUCAGAAAGAAGAACAUUGAAAGAAUGGCACAAGCUUACAAUGCCAGUAAAACUGAGGGAGGAGCAGGUGCUAAAAGAAAGUCUGAUUCAUCUUCCUCACAGAAGAAGAAAAAGGCAAAAGUGAAAUAAAAAUACCAACAAGUUGCGAUUCCAAGGAUAAUGAACAUCUUAAGAAUACUGAGAGACUGAUCUGAAAUCUACCUCACUUCAAUAACAUUUGAAUUGUUAGUGAAUACCAUGUCCAUUUGUCACUGUUUGAAUAUCACUGUAAUUACAUAGGAGUAGAUGAACUACCAAUAAAAGUAGUCUAUGCUGUU
Magallana angulata is the source of this 1797-nucleotide messenger RNA. RefSeq names its product cryptochrome-1-like. The transcript is spliced from 10 exons. Lineage: Eukaryota; Metazoa; Mollusca; Bivalvia; Ostreida; Ostreidae. Gene Ontology annotation, molecular function: DNA binding; FAD binding. The record is from RefSeq and is a predicted model, not a curated record. Gene Ontology annotation, cellular component: cytoplasm; nucleus. The coding region runs from base 74 to 1609 and encodes 511 amino acids. Gene Ontology annotation, biological process: circadian regulation of gene expression; entrainment of circadian clock by photoperiod.